CUGAAACAUCUCUCAUUUAAGCGCUCUGCGAAUUUUAUUUUAUUGGUUAUAUUUGGCACAAAAGAUCAUUGAAAGUAAAAAGGAAGAAUGACCAUGCAUUGUUAUGAUGUAAUGACAGCCUAAUGGAACAUUAGGUUAGAUUUGCAUCAAUAUUGCUAGAGAUAGCUAAGCUGGCGAUUUCGUUUUAUUUUGGCGACGUAGAUCGUCAUAUUUUAUCGAAUGAUAGGUUAUAAUGUUUUAAUCUCCUUAACAUGUAUGAGAGACCGUACAAAUUGAGUCGGUAGCUUACGGACGGUAGUGAUUUUUUUUCUCAUGUUUUUUUUCUAUUCGCAGACACCUAGGUGAAUCCCGACCUUCGUGCGUAAAUUUUUAAGAACCUGUUUGGACGAAUAUCGCCACAGUGUAGGCAGGAUAUCACACUGGAACAAUAGUCGGGCGAUUAAUUUAAAAAUACCAGCGAAUAAAAACAACUAUGCUUAUUAUAUGCUGGAAAUAUUAUAACUGGGGCAUAUUUUUUCUUUUCCUAUCUGGAUAGCAGAUUACGAGGUCUGGUAAACACACAGAAGAUACGCGGGAGUAUGGCAAAUUCUUGGAAAUAACACGGGGGCAGACCGAUUCCGGAUGUAAUCAAUCCACACAACUACCAUUUUCUUUUACAUUUUAAAUAAGAUUCGAUGGAGGGGAAGAGAAGACACGCUGUGGCUGCUCUACAGUAGGAGAAGAGGAGCAAUUAUUUGAGAGUGAGGCCAACGUGCACUGGGGAGUUUUUGUGUGGAGGAGGUGAAGGCCGGGCUUCUGUUGUUUGGAGACAACCCCCGCCAGCUGAAUACUGCUGGGACAGUAAUCUUUGCCGCUAUCAUCAACAGCAGCAAGAGAAAGCACUUCAAACUAAAGUCGGCUUCACCAUUAGCUGUGGUCCAUGGGCUGAGAGGGGCUGCAUACACUUUAAGACUUUGACGAUCAUGUCAUUUUACAUGCUGUGAUGUGUGUGUGUCUCAGCAGACCACAAUAACGGAAGCUAAGCACAGCGGACAACUGAACUGGGAAUCCUCAGAUCCUGGAAUUUUGAAUAGGAGACCCCUCCAAAGUGGUUUGAGGGUUUUCAAGGGCCUGUUGUUUCCUGACCCUGGACUGUCGGGGUGAUUCAAGGACAGCUUUUUUCCCCCCUCUGUGGGGUUUUGUGUGUGUCAGCGGUGGGGGACAUGAUGGCGCGGCCAGGCUCUGGUGUGAUGGUGUCGGUGAACGGGCUCGGGUACCCCCCGCAGAACCUGGCGCGGGUGGUGGUGUGGGAGUGGCUGAACGAGCACGCACGCUGGCGACCCUACAGCGCCGCUGUGUGCCACCACAUUGAGAACGUGCUGAAGGGCGACGCGCGCGGCACGGUGGUGCUGGGACAGGUGGACGCGCAGCUGGCCCCUUACAUCAUCGACCUGCAGUCCAUGCACCAGUUCCGCCAGGACACAGGCACCAUGCGGCCGGUGCAGCGGAACUUCUACGAGCCGUCGUCGGCCCCGGGGAAGGGCGUGGUGUGGGAGUGGGAGAACGACAGUGGCUCCUGGACGCCCUACGACAUGGAGAUCUGCGUGACCAUCCAGAACGCCUACGAGAAGCAGCACCCGUGGCUGGACCUGACCUCGCUGGGCUUCUGCUACCUCAUCGACUUCAACGGCAUGGCGCAGACCAACCGGCAGAGCCAGCGCAAACGGCGUCUACGGAGGCGCAUGGACCUGGCCUACCCGCUCAUCAUGGGCUCCAUCCCCAAGUCGCAGUCCUGGCCCGUGGGCGCCAGCUCGGGGCAGCCCUGCUCCUGCCAGCAGUGCAUCCUGGUCAACAGCACACGCGCCGCCUCUAACGCCAUCCUGGCCUCGCAGCGGCGCAAGGUGUACGGGGGGCCCCCGGGGGCCCCGGCAGGCACCCUCACCAUGGUGCGGCAGAGCAACACCUUCGCCGGCACCUCCCUCUGGUCCCCGGGCUCCGGUGCCGGUGGCAACAACAACAUCAGCGUGGGCGGCGGCCACGGGAAGGCGGAGCAGGUGGGGCCGACGCCGGGCGGGGGCAGCUACACCCGCUCCCCCGCCCUGCCCGCCCUGCCCUCCUCCCACGCCCUCACCAUUAACGGACAGAAUAACCUCAACCGGCCCGGCACGCAGCGCGUCUCCAUGGGAACUGCCAGGGGCGCCAUCCCACCAGGGUAA
Conger conger (European conger) is the source of this 2195-nucleotide messenger RNA. Its product is annotated as E3 ubiquitin-protein ligase DTX1-like. The coding region runs from base 1203 to 2195 and encodes 330 amino acids. Gene Ontology annotation, molecular function: ubiquitin protein ligase activity; zinc ion binding. Gene Ontology annotation, cellular component: nucleoplasm. NCBI's taxonomy places the organism in Eukaryota, Metazoa, Chordata, Actinopteri, Anguilliformes, Congridae. The transcript has 3 exons. Gene Ontology annotation, biological process: protein ubiquitination; Notch signaling pathway. The record is from RefSeq and is a predicted model, not a curated record.